Molecule: messenger RNA, 2614 nt
Organism: Salmo salar (Atlantic salmon)
Lineage: Eukaryota; Metazoa; Chordata; Actinopteri; Salmoniformes; Salmonidae
Product: beta-1,4-galactosyltransferase 1
Biological process (GO): protein N-linked glycosylation; carbohydrate metabolic process
Cellular component (GO): Golgi apparatus
Molecular function (GO): cytoskeletal protein binding; beta-N-acetylglucosaminylglycopeptide beta-1,4-galactosyltransferase activity
Source: RefSeq, a predicted model, not a curated record
AAGCACAGUUUUACUACUGAACGUAUUUAGGCUUGCUAUAACAAAGGGUUUGAAUAGUUAUUGAUCAAGACAUUUAAGCUUUUUAUUUUUUAUAAAUUGUAAAAAUGUCUAAAAACCUAAUUUCACUUUGACAUUAUGGGGUAUUGUUUGUAGGCCACUGACAUAAAAUCUCAAUUUAAUCCAUUUUAAAUUCAGGCUGUAACACAAACAUUUUUGGAAGAAUUCAAGGGAUGUGAAUUCUUUCUGAAGGCACUGUAGUUACAACAGAUAAUUAUAGACUAACAUGCGACAUUUACUUAAAUAAAUAUGUUACUUAAACAUACUUGGUUAACUCAUGUUCCCUUCCCCAAAAGGGAAUGUAUCUGUCUGCGUCUACCGCCACAUCGUCAUAUUUAUUCCAUAUCAAUCCAUAUCCACAGUGAAUCAAAUACAGUAAAAUAAUUAAUCAAAUCAUUUUCACUCUACCAUACCCCAGUGGUGGCUGGUGCUGCUAGAAACUAAGAAGGCAAGAUACCGAUACUGCCAGGUUUGUUCAGAGGCUUGUCAACAAGUUGGUGUUUAUGUGACGUUAAAGUGCCUAACAAAAGACAUAAGGUUGGUCAAUCGUUGUUUUGUAAUCUGACGUCAUAUGUUGGCAGAAAAACUGGCCAGGCAGGUUGAGCGCACCAAUGUGUGGGGUGGGGAAGCUCGUUACCAGUACACUUUUGAGUUGUAGCCUGUGAUUCACGGUAAACAGCGGUGAGAUGCUGAAAAAGAAAAUCUGCAGCCUUGUGCUUUUAUGUUUCUUAUCUUUCUCAGUAUAUUUCUGGUAUCAGUUGAGAUACUCAAAUGUUCCUAAAUGGAGUAGGAAUGCUUUGCUGUUCAGUUUGAAGGAUUCCCAAAGUGAAAAUGGAUUAAUAAAAUCAGGAGUCGAUUAUAGAGGUAUCCACUUGGAGUCAGACUUAGGGAAAGAAAAUGAUUUUUCAGAAACUACAGAGACCAAAACCCACAAGACCCCCCUCGUGACCGAAGAAUUUGAGAAAUGCCCAGAUCACUCUCCCCUUCUAGUUGGGCCUCUCAGGAUUGAGUUCUCUACGCCUGUCAGCUUGGACACAGUGAGGAAGGAGAACCCAGGUCUGCAGGAAGGCGGUCGCUACAAACCACAUGACUGCGUCGCCCUCCAGAAGGUUGCUCUCAUCAUCCCCUUCCGCCAUCGUGACGAGCACCUCAAGUUCUGGCUCUACUACCUCCAUCCCAUCCUUCAGCGCCAACAGCUGGACUAUGGCGUCUAUGUUAUCAAUCAGGAUGGAGACAACACGUUCAACAGGGCCAAGCUGAUGAACAUUGGCUAUGCUGAGGCCCUGAAAGAGUAUGACUACGACUGCUUUGUGUUCAGUGACGUGGACAUCAUCCCCAUGGAUGACCGCAACACCUACAAAUGCUUCAGCCAGCCCAGACACCUGUCUGUCUCCAUGGACAAGUAUGGCUUCAAGUUGCCCUAUAAUCAGUACUUUGGCGGUGUCUCAUCGUUGAGUAAAGAGCAGAUCAUGAAAAUCAACGGCUUUCCCAACAACUAUUGGGGGUGGGGUGGUGAAGAUGACGACAUUUUCAACAGGGUGGAUAACAGAAAAAUGUACAUCUCUCGUCCGGACAGCGAAGUCGGAAAAUGCCGGAUGAUCCGUCACGAAAGAGACAAAAAUAACAACGACAAUCCUCAGAGGUUCAAGAGAAUAACUCACACGUUAAUGACGAUGGAUACGGAUGGCCUCAACUCUCUCGAGUACGAAGUUGUCGCAGUUGAAAAGCAUGACCUGUUCACAAAGAUUACAGUAGACGUGGGGAUGCCACCCGAAGAUUAAGAAGACAUGGACAAAGGAUGAAUGAGGAAGAGAUGAACAAACAGGGCCCUGCGAGCCCGUUUGUAAAUCCGGAACGGUGAAGAAGGCAGGAACCACCUGGAAUGAGGUCAAGAAAACUUCCCAGGACAGUACGAGAGAUGCUGGGUAAGAGGGCAGCGCACAAUCUAUUUGUUGCGUUAACCAAUAACCAAUUGCAGAGGCUGCAGCGGUUAUAAUACAACACUGUAGAACCGUAACAUGACUUAGCGUGAAUCUUUGAGGAGGUGUCAUGAUAUCCACCUACUAAUUGGCACUUUUGUCCGUCGAGCGGCCAAUUGGCAGAGCUUUGUGUAGCGCUACCUUCAACUGCUUUCGCCGUAACUCGGGAAAAACAAGGUCCCAACUCUGAAAUAACCCCCCCUCCAAAUUCCAAUUACAAGUGGGGAAAGUCGGAGAUUAUUUUGAUACCCAAGUUGUGACGUUUCAUCUCUGACCUUUCACCUUUUCAAGGAGCAAACUUUUGGUUUACAAAUACUGUAUUUUUGCUCUACACUAGUGUACAUCAAGCAAGGGCUAUGGAAUGUAAAGGUUUCAGAGAUGCUUUUUGAUAUUGUUGUCGAUCGAAUGUGUUACCUUUCCUCCUUGAAGUUAUUUUCUGUGUGAAAAUCGGAACUUUAAUUUUGUCUUUUUUUAGUUAUUGGGCUAUUAUAGUGUGGCUACUGUGUGAGCCGUGGGAAACUCCAACAAAUAAUAACAAAAUGUUCAACUGUUCAAAAUAAAAUGACAGAGACCUCUUC